AUGGAUUUGGGACCCGUCUCGAGCGAGAAGAUCCCGGCGAAGACUCGCGUGGUCGAAGUGGAGGCUGUGGAGGCCGUGGACGUCGUGGAGCAGGUCGAAGCGGAGCCGAUCGCGCUUGAAGGAGUAUCAUCCGAUUUUGAAGCAGACAGCGACGACUCCGAAGACUGGGAGGCCUUAUCUCAAGAUGGCGACACGAUCCAAUUCCUUCGUGAUGAGCAGCUACGUGAUGGGCUCGUCCCCGGCGCCUGUACGCUAGAGGAAGCUGUCGCCUUCAGGCAACGUCUUCAUGAAAUUGGUAAGGCGGCCUUUGUGGAAGAAACCAUCGCGCGAGAGACCGUAACGGCCAAAAAGCUAUGCACCGCAUUUGGAAUUAUGCCUCCCAUGUUUCUGGAGGGCGCACCGGAUGAGUCCUACCAUCCACUCCUAGCCGUCGCCCUGUCUCGUGAAUUCGCUCGACGGCCAAAGCUUCCUCAGUACAAUUCCGUUGAAGAUGCGCUGCGGCUUCUGCAGGAAUCUCAAAAUAUUAUCGUCUUGACGGGUGCAGGUAUCUCCACAAGUCUGGGUAUUCCUGAUUUCCGCUCCAAGGAUACGGGUCUUUACUCAAAGUUGGAGCACCUGGGCCUGAGUGACCCCCAGGAGGUGUUUGACAUACAAGUUUUCCGAGAAGAUCCUAGCAUCUUCUUCUCCAUCGCCAAAGACAUUCUUCCGACGGAGAAGAAAUUCUCCCCAACCCAUGCUUUCAUCAAGCUGUUGCAGGACAAGGGGAAGCUGUUGACCAACUACACUCAAAACAUCGACAACAUUGAGGCUAAUGCAGGAAUUCUUCCUGAGAAGAUGCUCCAAUGCCACGGAUCCUUUGCUACGGCAUCUUGUGUCAAGUGCAAGUUCAAGGUUCCUGGAGAGGCCCUUUUCGGGGACAUUAGAGAGGGCAAAAUCCCCGAAUGCACUGCUUGUCGCGAAGCGAUCGCUCAGGACGCGUUGAAACCGCAGGGAUUGAAGAGGAAACGAAGCUCGACGGGGCAUCAAAAGGAUCGAAAGGGUUUCGAAGACAGCUCAGAUGAGGAUGAUUACGAUAUUCGUACGCCUGGAGUUAUGAAGCCUGACAUCACCUUCUUUGGCGAGGACCUGCCCGAUGAGUUUGGCCAGCGUCUGAUUCACCACGACCGUGAUCUGGUCGAUCUUGUUAUUGUCAUCGGUACCUCACUCAAGGUGGCUCCCGUCGCAGAAGUCCCGGGAAUUCUGCCACGCCAUGUCCCACAAAUUUACAUCUCUCGCACGCCUGUGUCACAUACCCAGUUCGACAUUGAUCUUUUGGGUGAUUGUGACGUGGUUGUAUCCGAGCUCUGCCGACGAGCUGGAUGGGACCUGCAGCACCACAUGAUCCCUCCGGAUGAGAAGGUGGAGAUCUCUCCCCUUGAGGGUUACGAGUCACGACAUGUCUUUAAGAUUGUUGGCGCAUAA
Messenger RNA from Penicillium oxalicum, 1461 nucleotides. RefSeq names its product putative histone deacetylase SIR2. Gene Ontology annotation, molecular function: NAD+ binding. The transcript has 5 exons. The coding region runs from base 1 to 1461 and encodes 486 amino acids. Lineage: Eukaryota; Fungi; Ascomycota; Eurotiomycetes; Eurotiales; Aspergillaceae. The record is from RefSeq and is a predicted model, not a curated record.